This is a messenger RNA of Mobula hypostoma (lesser devil ray), 2257 nucleotides long. Its product is annotated as cyclic AMP-responsive element-binding protein 3-like protein 4. Gene Ontology annotation, molecular function: DNA-binding transcription factor activity, RNA polymerase II-specific; RNA polymerase II cis-regulatory region sequence-specific DNA binding. Gene Ontology annotation, biological process: regulation of transcription by RNA polymerase II. Gene Ontology annotation, cellular component: nucleus. Lineage: Eukaryota; Metazoa; Chordata; Chondrichthyes; Myliobatiformes; Myliobatidae. The transcript is spliced from 11 exons. The record is from RefSeq and is a predicted model, not a curated record. The coding region runs from base 1 to 1338 and encodes 445 amino acids.
AUGUUUAUGAGGGGCGCCGACCGAACCGUUCCUAAUUGCAAACCAAACGGAAUCGCUUCGGGGUGCGGUGACGUCAUUGGUGCCAGGUUGGAAGUUGUGGAAAUGAAUCCUGGCGACCAGGACCUACUGGUCAGUUAUCAGGAGCAACAGGAGGGAAUUUUCCUCAGGAAUGGCUAUUUGGGGUCCAUUGAGGGACAGGAAGAGGCAGACGAAGUGGUGCCUAACUGGUCAGCCGCCAGAUCUGGGGUUGUGGGCAAGGUGGAACUUGAUGAGCUGCUUCAGACUCGCGUUAAUCCCAAUGAGGUGUACAACAACAGCAGCAAUAACGGUGGCACCGCCGAAUCGACUUCUGAGGCGGACAGCGGCAUCUCCGACGACCAGCGGCCUGACAGUCCACUUCCUGCCGAGGCAACCCCCGCCCGCCUCUUCCAGCUCGUGUAUGGGGUCAGCGUGAAGUCAGAGUCUCCUGGGGCCGAUCUGGUCUCCAUCGAUCUUGGCAGCUGGAACAGCCAGGCGCUCCUGCCCGAGUCUUGCGUAGUGGAUGCCAGCAGGGAACCAGGCACUAUGGAUGAUCUGCCGCAUUUUCCGGAUCUGUUGUUGACUGAGGAGGAGCAGCGAUUGCUGAGCCAGGAAGGCAUCAUGCUGCCUAGCAACCUACCACUGACUAAGGCAGAAGAGCGGAUUCUUAAAAAGGUUCGGAGGAAGAUCCGGAACAAGCAGUCCGCACAGGAAAGUCGCCGUCGGAAGAAGGAAUACAUUGAUGGACUAGAGAGCAGAGUGGCUGCGUGCACCGCUCAAAACCAAGAGCUUCAGAAGCAGGUGGAACAACUUGAACAUCACAACCUGUCUCUGAUCAGCCAACUACGUAGACUGCAGUCUCUCAUCAAGCAGACAUCAAACAAAGCAGCCCAGACCAGCACCUGUGUCAUGAUCCUGGUCUGCUCCCUGAUGUUGCUGAUAUUCCCCAGUUAUAGCCCAUUCAGCCUGGAGACUCCAGUCAAUCCUCAGGGAUACAAACCCACUGGAGUGAUCUCCCGGACAAUCCUGAAUGACCUGGAAUCCUCGCGGAGGUCAGAACACGCUGAGAUGGCGGCGCCGGAUGCCGCAGCUCUGCGGGAGCAGGAGGAGCGGCAGGACCCUGCAGCCCCCCUGCCGAAACCGCCCGUGACCGGAUUCCCACCAGUACCCAACGUUGCCCACCAGGAUGUCAUUCCUUCACUGGAUUCAUCUGACCCUGGCACGGCCUCCAACUCGACCUCUGACCUUCGACCUCUGGGCCACGGUCCAUUACCCAAGGAUUCCGACUCAUCCAAACCGGGGCAUGCGGACGAGAUGUGAUUGGAGACUUAGUGAGCCUUGAUCACUGACUGGUACCCCAUCCCCAUCAGGUGAAUGGGGCAGAAAGCGAUUGGCCGUAGGGAUGUCGUGGCAAUGAACUCAGAGGCCACAUGGACACCGUUCGUGAUCACUUCUCCACUGAAUGGGUCAGGCACUGCCCCGUCUGGGCUCGAGAGAGUAGACACUGUACAGUUUCUGUGCUGGUGUGAUAUUCCUCACUGUGGUGGUGUAUAAAUACUUCCUUCAAACUUCUGCCUGAAAUCUGAUUCAUCCUCUGUCUGUCUCUCACACUUUCUCUGUCCAUCUCUCUCUUUCUCUGUCUGUCUCCCUUUGUCAGUCUGCCUGCCUCGCUGCCUGUUUCCCUCUCUCUGUCUCUGUCAGUCUCUCUCUUCUCUGCCUGUCAUGCUCUCCCUAUCUGUCUCUGUCUGUAUAUCUCUUUGUCUGUCUGUCACUGUAUCUCAGUCUCUCUGGCUUUGUCUAUCUCUCUGUGUCUGUCUGCAACGCUGUCUUCCUGUCUCUCUGUCUGUCUCCCCUGUCCUUGUUAUAGGAUUGUUAUAUCUACAUGAAAUAAAAUAUUUGAUAUUUGCAUAAACUCAACCCCUCCUGUUUCUGAAGAGACCUCUCAUCUGGAUUUAAUAAUGCCAACAGCUUAAUUAAUUCUCUUUCCUGGUAUUUUGUGGACAGCUUGGGUGUGAAUGAUUUUUACAUGGGGAGGGUGGUGAUCCUUUGUGGUAAAAGGCACUAUCUUAUUGGGGUCCAGUGCCCAGCAGGACCUGUUCCCAGAAUUCCAGCAUGGCCAUUCAUUAAGCUUGUUAUCUCUUUAUGUGCUUUGAGCACAGACUUUUUUUUUAGCUCUCACAAGGAAAUCUGCAGAUGCUGGAAUUUCAAGCAACACACAUAAAAAUUGCUGGUGAAUGCA